Messenger RNA from Eublepharis macularius, 5632 nucleotides. It is a transcript of the gene CCDC171, whose product is annotated as coiled-coil domain containing 171. NCBI's taxonomy places the organism in Eukaryota, Metazoa, Chordata, Lepidosauria, Squamata, Eublepharidae. The record is from RefSeq and is a predicted model, not a curated record. The coding region runs from base 39 to 3875 and encodes 1278 amino acids. The transcript has 24 exons.
GCGUAACGUUCUCAACGUCCUCCUGUAACGCUUCUGCCAUGCAGGGUAGAAAGACAUCUGUGCAUAACAGCAGAGAACCAGACAUGGAUACUAAGGAUGAUUUGAGAAGAAAACUCCAUCAAGCCAAGAAAGAAAAAUUGGAUUUAAUUGCUGAACAUAAUGAAGAGCUUUCAAAAUGUGUAAGUCAGAUUGCCAAGUUGCGAGCUGAAGUUGAGAAAGGCGAGGCUGUUCGACAGAGUCUGGAGUAUGAGCUUGCUAUUGCAAGAAAAGAAGUUGGAUUGGAACGGUAUUCUUCAGAAGACAAGUUAUGUGAAGCAAACAAACAAAUUGAACAGCUUCAAGCGACAAUUACGGCUUUUCAGCAGAAGUUGAAUGAGACGGAGAGAGCCUUUCAUAUUUCUCAGCAGCACUGGGAUGAAAAACAGCAAAGGCUUGUAAAUGACAUCACCGAAAAAGACCUUAUUAUCAAGUCCUGCAAUAGUGAAUAUGAAUUACUGUUGAAGGAGAGGACUCAACUGGAAAAUAUUUUGAAGGAAAAAGACAGUGCAGUGCAAAGUGUUCACCGGAGACUGCAGGAUUUGGAACUAGAACAUAGCAACUGCUCUGAAGUGAUGAGGCGGCAGAACAAUGAACUUGAAUUCAGUGCUGAACGAGAAGCUCGGUUUAAAAAAGAACUUGAUGCAGCUGUAGCAAGAAUUAAGAAACUGGAAGAAAAUAUUGAAGCAGAAAGAGCAGCACAUCUGGAAUCAAAAUUUAAUUCUGAAAUAAUACAGUUAAGAAUUCGAGACCUGGAAGGAGCUUUGCAAGUGGAGAAGGCCAGCCAAGCAGAAGCACUUUCUGAUUUGGACAUUGUCAAAAGCAAGUUCAAAGAAGUAGAAAAUGCUUAUGAGAGGGAAAAGCGAAAUGCUCAAGAGAGCUAUGAAAAACUCAAUCUGUACGUUGUUAAUCAGAAUCGACUGGAGAAGGAUUAUCUCUCCAUAAACAAGAGGCUAAAGGAAGAAGUAGAGGAAAAGAAGAAUGCAAUUACAGAGCUCUCACAGAGACUACAGGAUAAUGAAAAAAGUUACAGAGAAUUACAGGACGAGCUUCUCCUGGCCAAGAAACGCCAGGCCUUCCUAACAGAGACUUGUGAAAACAACAUGAGAGAGCUGGAGUUACUCUUGGACAGCUUUGCUAUGUCAAGCCAGCGAGCAGCAGGCACUUGCAAGGACAAAGAUAAACCUCUGAGCUUCACUCUUGUCCUUGAGACUUUGAGGCAUACCUUGACAGAUUACCAGAACAAGCUGGAAGAUACAUCUAAUGAGCAAAAGAAAAUGAUGAUUUUGUCUGAGAGGAUAGCCAAAGAGUUUGAUUCUUCCAAACAGCAGCUAAGAUCUCAAGCUCAAGAACUUCAGGAGGCUGAGGCUAAAUUUGCUGAGGUCAAUAAGGAGUUAAAUCAUCUGCAUGCCAAGUGUGCAGAUAGAGAUUCUUUAAUAGGCACUUUAAAAGUGGAACUGCAGAAUGUACUACACUGCUGGGAGAAGGAGAAAAUGCGUGCCACAGAAUCUGAAAAUGAAACCCAGAGGCUUACACAAGCUUACCAGAAGGAUGUGGAGGAGAAGCUAACCUUCCUCCAUACUUUGUAUCAGCACUUGGUAGCAGGCUGCGUGCUUCUAAAACAACCAGAAGGCAUGCUGGAUAAAUUCUCCUGGCCAGAGCUCUGCACGGUCUUGCAGGAGAAUGUUGAUGCCCUGAUCUUAGACCUCAACAAGGCUAAUGAGAAGAUAUCUCACCUUGAAUAUGUUUGUAAGAACAAGUCAGAUACCAUGAGGGAGCUUCAGCAGACUCAAGAAGACACAUUUAACAAAGUGGCCGAGCAGAUGAAAGCACAAGAAAGCUGUUGGCUGAAGCAGAAGAAAGAAUUGGAACAGCAGUAUUCUGGCCUCCUCGGGGAAGUUCACGCAAGGGCACAGAAAUAUCAAGAAAUAGCAGAAAAAACAAAAGAAAAAUUCGCUGCUGCUGAAAAAGUACAGGAGCAGUUGCUCCUCGAAAAUUCGCGCUUGAAAAAUGUGUUGACGGAAACUCAAAACGAGCAUACUGCUUUGCUGGCAGCUUGUGCCCUGUUGACUGGUGCCUUGUAUCCUCUCUAUAGCCGGUCCUGUGCCUUAUCCACCCAAAGGGACUUUCUUCAGGAUCAGUUCAACACCUAUGAAAUUUUGAAGCAUGAGAUUAGGACCUUGGCCAGUGCAUUGGCUGAUACAGAAGAAAAGCAGUGUGAGGACAAGGUGAAGAAGAAAAGACAUUAUAGAGGCCUGAUACAUCUCUUCCGUAAAAGUGUCAUUGCGGUGCUGGCAGCCAAUAGGCUUCAAAUGUUGGCCCAGUCAUGCAGUGCCCUGUUCUCCUGGGUGGAUGGCUUUAGAGAAGGCAUAGGAAUUUUGGUCUGCAUAGGAGAUUCACCAGAUGCACAAAAUCUGUCAAGGCAAGAAAAGGAACAUAACUAUUCUCUUCAAGCUUUGAAUUGGUUUACUAGUCGUGACCUCCUUGCUUCAGUCCUCAGUUCUAUGGUGGAGCUUCAAGAAGUUGUUAGCAAAUCAGAUCUCAAUUCCUGGCUUUCCGGACAUUUACUUGUAAGCGCGGCAAGGAAUUCUUUUUCAAAACUCAUGGACAAACUUUGCGUAAUGAUGGAAGUUGCCCCGGCAGACAGCAGCAGGAGCAUUACCUACGUAGAGAAAGACUCAUUAGUUCAGAGACUGGCUCGUGGGCUGCAUAAAAUAAAUGCACAAGCCCUUAAAGCAGGCAUAAAUGACAGAGUCCCUAUUACGAAAAGUAUUGCAUUCUUGCAGAAGCAAAUAUUUGAAUUUACACAAAGGCUGCAUACAGCAGAAGUGGAACGGCGGUCACUGCGCUUAGAGCUCACAGAAUUCAAACGGAAUUUGAAUGAGAUGAAGAGAGAGGCUGACAAAGCCCAGAGCCUGCAAGAGCAAUUAAAUGCAUUUAAGCAAUCUAAAUUGAUCACCCACGAGAGGUUUGAAAGUGCAUGCGAAGAGCUGAAUAAUGCAUUACUUCGGGAGCAGCAGGCACAAAUGCUUUUGAACGAGCAGGCACAACAGCUCCAGGAGUUGCAGUACAAACUGGAAUUGCAUUCCAGUGAAGAAGCAGACAAAAACCAAACCCUAAGUGAAGCUGUGAAGAGUCUCUCCGAGGCAAAGAUGGAGCUGAGAAGAAAAGAUCAAUCUCUGCGUCAGCUCAAUAGACAUCUUACCCAGCUGGAGCAGGACAAGCGUCGGCUGGAAGAGAGCAUCCGCGAUGCAGAGAGUGCCCUCCGCAUGGCAGCAAAAGAUAAAGAAUUAAUUGCUACUCAUAUGAAAUCCGUGGAGAAUUCUCUUCAGAAUGUCAGAGAUCAGAUCUCGCUGUCACGGACUGCGGCAACUAGGAAUGACUUCACCCUGCAGCUGCCUAAGCUGCACCUGGAGACCUUUGUAAUGGAAGGGCUCAAGGCUGGGCCUGAGGUGGUAGCAUUCCAGGCUAUGGUGGCGAGUUUUAUGGACGUCUAUCAACUAGUGGUCUCCAGAGUUGCCACACUAGAAAGAGAAAUAGCAUCCCAUCGGCAUCACAUUGCAGCUUUGAAAUCAGAACUCCAAACUGCUUGUCUUCGUGAAAAUGAAGGCUUGCACUCAGAUUCACGGAACAGUACAAACAUUCCUGCAGCUUCAAGACCAGCAUCCCAGUUUGACCAGAGUGGCGUCCUGGAUUUUUUGCCGCUGAAGGCUGAGUCGGAUUAUGAGGCAUCUUUUCCUUUGGCAUACAACAGACCCCAUUCUCAGGCUUCUUCAUCUUACUCCGCUACCCUAAAUAUCACAGCUAGCACCAAACGAGCAAUGCAAAAUGGUUGUUAAGUUUUUAUUAUGUGGUAUUUUUAAGUGGUAAAAAACCCCUAAUUAAAUCCUAUUUUAUUAGUAUGCCUUUAUACAUUGAAUUCUGGCUCAGUGUCUCUGCAUUUUUGUGACAUUAAUUUUGCAUUUAUUCAGUGUGAUGGUUUUAAGUAGGAGGGGGGCCUUGUACAUAUGUUCCUUUGCUUCAUACUUUCAGCAUAGUGAAACAGUCCAUUUAAAAAAAAAAGUUUUAUUUAUCAUGGAAGCUCAUUUUUAUGUAAUAUAUUUUUAAAUGUUAAAGAAUGACACAUUUUGGGUAAUUUUCCUCAGACUUUUAAAAAAAUCAAUAAGCCAUUUUGGUCUCUAUCUAUCAAAGUUGUUUCAUACUUGUCUAUUUUAAAACAGGGCUGCAAUACUUUAAUGGGAUUGAGAGAGCUAUUUGAAAUGUAUGCCAAUGAUUCCUGUCAUUUCAUGGCAGCCCUGCCAUGGUUCACUGAGCCCCCUCUUCUCUCUUGUCAGCUCAACUGAAGACAAGCAUUUAGUUGCAAACUUUAAGCAGGUUGUGCAAAACAGAAAUGAUGUGACUGCUUCUCCUCCUGCACAAUAAUGUCACUCCUGGUCAAUGUGAGAAGGUCAGGUUGCUCCUUGUAAAGCUACAUGAUACCACUUGCCCAUUUUGAACAAGUUAAGUGCUGAAUCUGGUCCCUGCAGGCGCCACAAACUCACCCUUUUAGCAAAGGCUGCAUUUGAUAAGGAAGUAGAAACCAUUGUUCUGGGAGAAAUUUUAGAUGAUAUGUUUAUGUACUUUUAUAAGGGCAGUUCCCAAACCAACAUUGCAGGUAAUAUAUUUAGUUUGAGCUGCAAGACUUUAAAGUAAUGGCUGUUUUGACCUUCAAAAUAAGCUCCUUUUAUUUUUGUUGUUGUGUUGGUAGGACCCAAGAGUGACGCCCAUCUUUGAUGCUGACAGAAUUUAAAGCAAGGCCAUUGCCCUGCAUUUUCUGCCUUGUAGCACACAAAAGUAAAAUUGUAUGUCAGGCCGAGAUGUCGGGGAGCUGACAAGAUGCCCCAGUGACAUUUCAGCUGGAAAGAGCAAGUGUCUUGCAACCAAGUGGUCAAAUAUCAAAUAAUAGGUCAAGCAGGAAGGAGCUGAGUUCUAACCACAAAGAGGUUUCUGGUAACUUACUUGACAAGCUUUUGGGUGCUUUGUGGCUUGACAAAGUGAUGUUCUGUUGGGUAUCGCUAGACAGACUGUUCUUUAUCGCCUUUAGAAGAUCAGACAUUGACAUUGAUUAAACUCUUUAACCCUUAAAGGUUAAAUCUUAGCCAGUAUGCGUCAUUGUGAGUAAAGAACAAAAGAAAACUUGUAAUAUAUACCAUUUGUUAUGGUAUUAAUCACCCCAACUCCCCAGUGCCAUUAACAUUUGAUGUGUGAUGUAGUUUUUGACAGGGAUAUUGAAUACAAAAUCUAUAUGUUAGAUUGCUUCUCAUUAUGGAUCAAGGAUACAUUAAAAAUAACAUCGUGCUUUGUAGAAUUUGUAAUUUCUUGUGCUUUGAUAAGAACAGUGUUUGAUUCCAAGGGUCCUGACGACUAACAUUUAUCUUUGUUCUCCUUGCCCUAGAAGAAAAAAUUUGCAUAUGUAAUACACAUCAUUAUAAGUAAAAUCAUGCAGAUUUCCAAGAUAUGUACUUGAAAACCACUCUGUAGAACGUCAGAAAAUUUCAAGUAUUACUUGAAAUACUUCAUUUCUAAAAGUGGUUUCACAUGUGCAAUAGCAACUGUA